This is a messenger RNA of Grus americana (Whooping crane), 3117 nucleotides long. RefSeq names its product coiled-coil domain-containing protein 81-like. The coding region runs from base 380 to 2311 and encodes 643 amino acids. NCBI's taxonomy places the organism in Eukaryota, Metazoa, Chordata, Aves, Gruiformes, Gruidae. The record is from RefSeq and is a predicted model, not a curated record. The transcript has 12 exons.
GGAGUGAGGCUUGGGUGUGGGUUUUAGGGAGCAACCCCCUUCUCACAGCAGGACCAAAGCUGGCUGGGUCAGCAGGCGUGGGAGUGAGGUAGGGGCGUUCCUUUGUGACCUCAGCCCGCGUCACAGAGCCUGUCCUCAUAACCCCACACCGCAGACCCUCCCUUCCCUUCCCUGCGAGACCUCGGCGAGCUCUCGGAUCCAGGGGACGCGAGAAGUCUCUCCUGUACCCCAGAGACGCAGAGGACAAAGGGAGGUGGUGGGAGAGUGCAGGAGCGCUUGGGUGAAGCACAGGCGAGGACAUCGGAGAGGGGGUGUUUCCCAGUAGGAGACAUCCAAAUCCUUCCCCCGGCAGCCUCGCGUGCUGACCCAAAGCAAGAAGAUGACGGACCUGAAAGAGCUGAUCACCAACAUCGAGCUCUGCAGCAGGACUGACGGCUACAGCACAAUCACGUUUCCCACCCUCAAGAAGCUGUCCGUCAGCGAUGUCGUUACUAUUUGGAGCAGUGUGUCUAAGCAUGUUCAGCAAUGGCUCCUGCAGAGAAAGCCUCGGGCUGUCAGAGUGCCAGGACUGGGGACGUUCCUGAUUAAAAAAUGGCUCUCUUUUGAAAAUGAAGACGUGCUCACGUUUCAGAGACCUCUCUUUGUGCUGUCCAGGACUGUUGCACAGAUCCGUGAGCUGCAACAUGCUUCUGUACCUGUUCCUGACGACAUGAAGAAAGUGUCAGUGAGCUGGAAGAACAUCCACUCGGACGUCCCCUAUUCUGAGGAAGUCGUGCAGAACUGUAUGCAGGAGACCCUGAACUACUUCUACUUCAUCCUAAGAAACAGAAAAGACACCGACUUCAUUUUAAAGGACCUUGGCACUCUUGCUAUCCGGGGAACAGUAGUGACAAUGGCCUUCUGCAAAGACUUUUUACUAAGGCUCAACAAGUCGACAUAUGUGGUCGAGAAGUUGCUCACUAAGAAACUGGUCAUAUCGGACAAAGAAGUCACUCUGUCUCCGAGCCAUUUUGGCCAUGUCUACCAGUUACCACAGUUUGAGACUAGGGCAGUGCCUCGAAGAAUGUAUCUCACGGACGAAGAGAUAUGUAUAGAAUUGGAGCGCGCUUUGAGCAGCAUGGGAAUAAGAGCGGCUGUUCAUCACACAUUACGCCUUCUGCGAAGGGGCGUUUCUCCAAAUCGCUUAGCCAGAGCUCAGAUGGAGGAAGCAGCGGAGGAGAAAGCGGAGAGAAGAGGGUCCCCUGGCAGAUCGUUGCCCCAGCGUGCAAGCGCAGAAGGAAGGCAGGCCAAAACCACUCCGUUCGAGAGCCCUGAAUUGCCAUUGCCUACUUCUGAAGAACAGCGGCAGACAGGACAGCAAAGAGAGUCUGUAUUUGGGAUGAACGGUAGAAGAAAACUGGAGGCAUCCCUGCCCAAAAGGAAGGAGACAGAAGAGAAUGGAAAAUCAGGAAGUGUCAGCUUGCCAGAAUUGCCACAACCGCAAGCCGGGACAGAAAGCGACAAGAUGCCGAGGGCCCAGCUGUCCCAGGAGGAGGAAGAUAGCCUCAGGCCCACAGAGAUCACCUCUGGUAUAGAAGAGGGUCUACAAACGGCGGAGGCUUGGAUUCAGGGCAGGAGGCAGUUGCGAACCGAGCUGGAAAGCUUCGGGGACAUUGAAAAAUGGCUGAGACAAAAACCUUCCCAAAAUGAUCAAGAAAAAAGAUAUUGGGAAAGACCAAAGGCACACAGAGCAGACAGGAGGGCUGUUGUCCAGUCGGCCGUGACCGACAGCCUGGACAGCAAAGACAGCCCGAUAGAACGGAAAGAAAAGUGCCGGAUGGUGAGAUCUGGGGAUGGCCCUGUUGAUGAGCACUGCCUGCCGUCAACUGUAGAGACUGACUUGGGAGAACUGGUUGACCGCUAUCGCAGGAAUGCCCUCACGAGCUAUCUGGAGAGCUCCAGGCGGUGCAAAGAGCGUAAUGUUCACAUCACCAAGCCAACGCUGCAGAAAGGCAUCUUCAGAAUAAGAAGAUGCAGAAGUCAAACGACAAUAACUUCUGGCCAGGUCAUCUCUUGGACAAGCUAUGCCUUUACUUUCCUGAAAAGCAGCAUGACAGGGCACACGCCUUGUUCAGCUGCGUUCAGCCAACCAAGCCUGCCUACCGUGGCACCUAAAGCCCAGACUGCAGCUAGCUCCUCAGCGAGCCAGGACACUUGGCCUCCGGAGACACUGCCUUCAAGGAGACCAGCUCCACCUGAAGCUCUUCUCCAAGCAGCAGGAGAUGUGCACACAGCUUUGUGGUCCCUCAGUCAGCUCAGGGGAUCUGGAUAACAUAAACGUGUUAAAUAAAGAGCACAUACUCAAGCCGAAGGUGUGUGGGAGGAAUCGUGGUUUGUGAGAGGUUUCCCUCCUGGGGCAGCCCUUGAAACACCAUCCCGUUCCCAAGGAAAUGUUUCUUGCUUGCUUUUUGAACGGGAAGGCUUCGCCGUGCCAAGGGCAAGCAAACUAUGGCGUAGCUGCCAGGGACAUCCAUCCACAAAUCCAUGGGCCCUGAUGGGAUGCACCCGCAAGUGCUCAGGGAGCUGGCAGAUGUUAUUGCUAUGCCACUCUCCAUCAUCUUUGAAAGGUCAUGGAGAACAGGAGAGGUGCCUGAGGACUGGAGGAAAGCCAAUGUCACUCGGGUCUUCAGAAAGAGCAAGAAGGAGGACCCGGGAAACUACAGGCCAGUCAGCCUCACCUCCAUCCCUGGAAAGGUGACGGAACAGCUCAUUCUGGGGCUCAUCGGUAAGCAUGUGGAGGAGGAGAAGGUGGUUAUCGGGAGCGGUCAACAUGGAUUCAACCGGGGAAGAUCAUGCCUGACCAAUCUGAUAGCCGCCUAUGAUGGCAUGACUGGCUGGGUGGAUGAGGGGAGAGCAGUGGACGUUGUCUACCUUGACGUCAGGAAGGCUUUUGACACGGUCUCCCAUAACAUCCUCAUAAGCAAGCUUAGGGCGUGUGGGUUGGAUGAGUGGACAGUGAGGUGGGUUGACAAGCGGCUGAACGGCAGAGCUCAGAGGGUUGUGAUAAGCCGCGCAGAGUCUAGUUGGAGGCCAGUAGCUAGCGGUGUGCCCCAAGGGUCAGCGCUUGGUCUGGUCUUA